Daphnia magna is the source of this 1795-nucleotide messenger RNA. RefSeq lists its product as uncharacterized. Gene Ontology annotation, molecular function: ubiquitin protein ligase binding. The coding region runs from base 1 to 1749 and encodes 582 amino acids. The transcript has 2 exons. Gene Ontology annotation, cellular component: cytoplasm. The record is from RefSeq and is a predicted model, not a curated record. Gene Ontology annotation, biological process: proteasome-mediated ubiquitin-dependent protein catabolic process; regulation of proteolysis. NCBI's taxonomy places the organism in Eukaryota, Metazoa, Arthropoda, Branchiopoda, Diplostraca, Daphniidae.
AUGUUGUUGAAGGAAAAUGAAUUCGUUUUUCGAGAUUACGAAUGGCUUAGCACGAGUGGUGACGCCAAAGUGCCGAAUACUAACAUUAAAGUCGUUUCCCCAUUUUUCAGUGUGGAAAGCGAAACGUGUGAAAUUUCUGACGGUCAUAAAACUUUCCGGUUCGGUAUUCGAUUAGUGGGUAACGGUACCAUUUUCGAUAAGUUCCAUACUGUCGUCUAUUUUUACGCCCACAACGUUGACGUGCUGGGUAUCGACGUUGCAGCUGUCGAGUGUAGCAUUGGACUUAAAACAGCUACUCAGCAGUCCAUCUAUCUGCAAAGAAAAUUCAAAGAAUCGCAAGUCAUCCAGGUGUUUAAAAGCGAAGAAUUUUUAACGUACGAUCACCUGUCAGACAAAGGCAUUUCUCUCAAGUAUCGUAUUUACAUGGCCAAUAAUAAAUAUAGCAACAUCCGGCCUGGUUUACGGUUUGAAUUGAGAGACACAACAUUCAGUCAAGAAUUGUGGUCAGCUGCACAAAAGGGACACAUGACUGACUGUGAAUUUGUCGUGAAAAAUCAAAUUUUCCUGGCACAUCGUGUGGUUGUAGCUGCCCGUUGUCCCGUUUUGGCUGAACGCAUGGGCAGCGACGGUAACACGGGAACGACCAAUUCGGUUGCAUUCAAAGCAUUGCUUUAUUUCCUUUACACUGGUCAUUUGUUACCUGGUAUGAAUAGCUAUGAUCGGCAGCAAUUCACCGACCUGGUGAAACAAUUCCAAGUCAAAACUGCAGCCGAAUCAAUGGCUGUCAUCAAUCGAUCAAAAGGAAUGAGUCAACUCUUUUUGGCUAUUCAACCAAAUUUGAAAUCACGUGAUCAAUUAACUGUAGAAAUCAGGGAAAAUCAUGGAAGAGUUUCACUUACCGGAAGAGGUCUCUGCCUUCAUUACGAUUACAUCACAACAUUUCGGGCCGGUGACGUAAUUGCACCGGAAAUGUUCCGGUUCGAUAGGGAAGGUUUUUUUGGCGUAACGUUAACUGAAAGCCAGCAUAAGAAUGGACAUAAUUAUCAGCUGACUUUUAGCAGUUUCCAUCUAGUCAGUGGCUUCAAACUGGUAGCUGUUACCUACGACUUGAAAGAUGGCGCCCGUUCUUCAUCAUUGCCUACACAUCAUUGCAACAUGACAAAAAUGUAUGAAGAAGGCGGAUGUAACGAGACUUUGAAAAUUUUCCGAGAAGGAAUUUCAUUACCUAAGAAUGUCGAAAAUAAUUCCCUUUGUACUGUACACGUGAAUUUUAAAGUGUACCUGGCGGAAGUAGACGAGUGUUGGGGCUAUCGUCUCAACGAUCCUCGUCUUCCUGUUGAAUUUUGGUCAGCUGUUAAACACAAGAUUUUUACCGAUGUAGAAUUACAUGUAGGCAGUCGCUCAUUUUCAGUUCAUCGAGCAAUUCUUUCUGCCAGAAGUUCGGUAUUCGCCGCCAUGUUUAAAAACAUUGACAUGGUAGAGUCUGACAGCUCUCUUCCAACAGAGGACGAUUGCAGAUCAUUAGUCAUCGACAUUUGUGCUGGUGAAGAAAAUGAUUUAGACCCGGAUGCCUUUGAAGACUUUCUAGUCUUUCUGUACACAGGCAGGCUGAGAACUACAGAAAGUCUUGCAGAGCUUUGGGCUGCAGCUAAUAAAUAUGACGUCAAAACGUUGGAACGAAUUUCAGAGUCGGCAAAAGUCAGAUUUGGAAUGGAGGAAUUGUGUGUGGCGUUAAUGUCAAAUCUUUGAUUCAAUGUAAUUCGUGAUGUAAAAAAUAAACUGUUUUGAAAACCGA